AAUUCAACGGUAAAAAGCCCUUAUUGAUUGUGAAUUAAAGUUUCAAAAUGGUAGGAGGAAAACUGGGGGAAUCUUACGGAAAUAAAGCAGCGGCCAAGCCGCUGCAAUGGUGGCGACCGGCGAUGACGACGGUGGCUUUCGGCAGCAGCUCCGGCGAUGGUGUGAAAUUUCCGGCGAACACCACAGCUUGCUCCAGCGACUUCACACCAAAUUGACAGCACCACUGCGCUCUCCUCACUUAGAGCAACAGAAUAAGAAGAAAUAUUGUGAGAAAUGUACCUUCCUCUCAGCCGCAGCACUAUCUUCGGCGGCAGCACCUUCAUGUCUCUCAGCAGCAUCUCCUUCUUCAGCCCCAACAUCUUCUUUGGCAGUCACCAUGGCUCCCACAACAGCUGAUCCGAUGGAUCACCUCCCCACUGGCCUCAAGCUAUUCGUACGGAAUCUCCAAUCUCUUACUCCGGCGAAACUUGAUGAUUCAAACUAUCCCUCUUGGUCAGCAACUAUUCGCGCUAAUCUUAUGGCUCAUCGUCUUCUCGGUUACGUGGAUGGAACGGAACCGGCACCUCCCUCUCUUCUCCUUGACGAAAAAGCUGUUACCUCCGGCAAGGAAGAUCCACCCGUCAUGAAGGCAAAUCCAGCCUAUGAGACGUGGCUGAUUGUCGAUGCCCAGAUCCGUGCAUGUUUAUUGGCCAUCGUCUCCCACACUGUUCAAACGCACAUCCAUUCUCUUCCCACGUCUGCAGCUAUAUGGACUCACCUUGAGCAACGGCACCAACUCUAUAACUACUGCGGGAGGACUUUACGAUUCGGGACAACCGUACCAAUCAAGUGCUAUUCAAGGGCCCUUGUGAGCGUGGGUGGAACGAAAAGAGAGGGCAGCUCCAUGCAAAAAGCUAUUGUAGUUGUUCCGUUUGCUAUGAUAAUUUCAAAUGCCUAUUCCUUGCUCGUGGCAAAUCUCGCCAUCUUCUUGCACGUACGUGCAGAGGCCGACAACCUCAAUGAAGAAGACACGGCAACCACAGGCUACCUCAGUUUCACUCUUGAAUCAAUAUUACAAGAGUAUUUCAAGGCCAGUGAUAUUAAGGGCUUUUUAAUAUCCGGUGCAAUGUCGGGGACGAAACGGAUUCUUAGAAGCAAUGGGAAUGAAACAGAGAAGACAAAGAAACCUGUGGGAACAUUGUCGCUUGAAAAUGGAAAAGGUGGAGGUAGUUACCAGAGUACUGUUCAUCUUCUUCAACAUUUGACACAGCAGGGCUCAUCCUAAUGGAUUUUGAGUUUUGGGAUUUCUUUUAGAGGAGAGAUAACACUAGGAGGGAACUUUUGUUUUUUUUUUUGCUACUAAAGAUUGGUGACAUCU
Molecule: messenger RNA, 1357 nt
Organism: Cuscuta campestris
Lineage: Eukaryota; Viridiplantae; Streptophyta; Magnoliopsida; Solanales; Convolvulaceae
Source: the annotation of a GenBank genome assembly